Molecule: messenger RNA, 1709 nt
Organism: Medicago truncatula (barrel medic)
Lineage: Eukaryota; Viridiplantae; Streptophyta; Magnoliopsida; Fabales; Fabaceae
Product: 1-aminocyclopropane-1-carboxylate synthase 1
Exons: 4
Coding region: 175-1629 (484 amino acids)
Biological process (GO): biosynthetic process; amino acid metabolic process
Molecular function (GO): pyridoxal phosphate binding; transaminase activity
Source: RefSeq, a predicted model, not a curated record
ACACAUUCUCUCCCAAAUUCCCAACACUUCUUUGCAAGUUGCAACUAUAAAUUCUCAUACAUUCUCUCCCAAAUUCUCAACAUCUCUUUGCAAAUUGCAACUCAUACAAUCACAAGUUAGAGUGACAUUAUACCUCUAUCAAAAUAUACAAUAGCAUACACACAAAAACUAAACAUGUCUUUGGAAAAUAAGAAUCACCAACUUUUGUCAAAGAUUGCUACCAACGAUAAACAUGGUGAAAAUUCUCCUUAUUUUGAUGGGUGGAAGGCUUAUGAAUCAAACCCAUUUCACCCCACAAAAAAUCCUCAGGGUGUUAUCCAAAUGGGCCUUGCUGAAAAUCAGCUUUGCUUUGAUCUUAUUGAAGAGUGGAUAAGGAAUAAUCCAAAGGCCUCAAUUUGCACUCCAGAAGGAGUGAAUGAAUUCAGACAUAUUGCAAACUUUCAAGACUAUCAUGGAUUACCAGAAUUCAGAAAUGCUGUGGCAAAUUUCAUGUCAAAAGUGAGAGGUGGUAGGGUAAGAUUUGAUCCUGACCGUAUAUUGAUGAGUGGUGGAGCAACAGGAGCAAAUGAGUUAAUCAUGUUUUGUUUGGCUGAUCCUGGUGAUGCUUUUUUGGUUCCUAGCCCUUAUUAUCCAGCAUUUGUCCGUGACUUAUGUUGGAGAACCGGUGUGCAACUAAUUCCUGUCCAAUGUCAUAGCUCAAACAAUUUCAAGAUAACAAGAGAAGCACUUGAAGAAGCUCAUAAAAAAGCACAAGAAGAAAACAUCAAUGUAAAAGGGUUAAUCAUAACAAAUCCAUCAAAUCCUUUAGGAACAACAUUAGAAAAAGAUACACUAAAGAGCAUAGUGAGUUUCAUCAAUGAAAACAACAUCCAUUUGGUAUGUGAUGAAAUUUAUUCGGGGACCGUUUUCAACACACCAACGUACGUAAGUGUCGCGGAAGUUAUCCAAGAAAUGGAAGAAUGCAAGAAAGAUCUCAUUCACAUUAUCUAUAGUUUAUCAAAAGACAUGGGUCUUCCGGGUUUUAGAGUUGGUUUGGUUUAUUCGUACAACGAUGAAGUUGUGAACUGCGGUAGAAAAAUGUCGAGCUUUGGAUUAGUCUCAUCGCAGACACAACAUUUUCUAGCCGCAAUGCUUUCGGAUGACAUAUUUGUGGAUAAAUUUUUGGAAGAGAGUUCAAGAAGAUUACGAGAGCGACGUGAAUUUUUUACAAAGGGACUUGAGAAAGUCAACAUUACUUGCUUACCAAGUAAUGCAGGACUAUUCUUUUGGAUGAAUUUGAGGGGUUUGUUGAAAGAGAAAACAUUUGAAGGUGAAAUGAAACUUUGGCGUUUGAUUAUCAAUGAAGUAAAGCUUAAUGUUUCGCCGGGUUCGGCUUUUAAUUGCUCUGAGCCUGGUUGGUAUAGAGUUUGUUUUGCUAACAUGGAUCAUGAAACAGUUGAGAUUGCAUUGAGGAGAAUUAGAGCAUUUGUUAAUGGAAGAGAAAAAGGGAAAACAGUUGAAAUCAAACGUUGGAAGAGUAAUCUUAGACUUAGCUUUUCUUCAAGAAGGUUUGAUGAGAAUGUUAUGUCUCCUCACAUGAUGUCUCCUCAUUCACCAAUGCCUCAUUCACCACUUGUUCGAGCUACUUAAUUGGAUCUGAUUUUUUAUCACCAUAUAAUAAAUCACACAUAUCUAUAGUGUCUUACUUUAAGUGUUAAUUAAUUUAUGCA